AUGGACGGGCGCCGGUGCGCGGCCCUGGCGCUGCUGGCCGCCUGCUGCCUGUGCCCCGCCGGCGGCGGCGCCGAGCGGCAGUUCCUCAACGAGUGGGCGGCGGAGAUCCCGGCCGGACCCGACGCCGCCAAGGCCAUCGCCCAGGAACUGGACUACGACCUCGUGGGGCAGAUUGGAUCACUCAAAAAUCACUACCUAUUCAGACAUAAAAGCCAUCCAAGACGGUCCCGAAGAAGUGCCAUUCAUAUCACUAAAAGACUUUCUGAUGAUGAGCGGGUGUCGUGGGCAGAGCAGCAGUACGAAAAGAAGCGAACUAAGCGUGCCGCCGUGGGACAGACAGCAGAAAACCUUUUCAACGAUCCCAUGUGGAAUCAGCAGUGGUAUCUGCAAGAUACACGAAUAACUCCAUCCCUGCCCAAACUGGAUCUCCAUGUUAUUCCUGUGUGGCAAAAAGGGAUUACAGGCAAGGGUGUUGUCAUCACGGUACUGGACGAUGGCUUGGAGUGGAAUCACACUGACAUCUUCAAUAACUAUGACCCACAGGCAAGUUAUGAUUUCAAUGACAACGAUCAUGAUCCCUUUCCUAGAUAUGACCCAACAAACGAAAACAAGCAUGGGACACGGUGUGCAGGGGAGAUUGCCAUGCAAGCCAACAACAGAAAAUGCGGCGUUGGAGUAGCCUACAAUUCCAAAGUCGGAGGUAUACGCAUGCUGGAUGGCAUAGUGACCGACGCUAUCGAAGCCAGCUCCAUCGGCUUCAACCCCGAGCACGUGGAUAUUUACAGCGCGAGCUGGGGCCCCAACGACGAUGGUAAAACUGUGGAGGGACCCGGGAGACUGGCACAGAAGGCUUUUGAGUAUGGCAUAAAACAGGGCCGGAAUGGGAAAGGCUCCAUUUUCGUGUGGGCUUCUGGGAACGGAGGCCGUCAGGGUGACAACUGUGACUGUGACGGUUACACCGACAGCAUCUACACUAUCUCCAUUAGCAGUGCUUCGCAGCAAGGCCUUUCUCCCUGGUAUGCAGAGAAGUGCUCUUCAACUCUGGCCACAGCAUACAGCAGUGGGGAUUAUACUGACCAAAGAAUUACAAGUGCUGAUCUUCACAACGAAUGUACCGAGACUCACACUGGGACCUCUGCGUCCGCACCGCUGGCAGCAGGAAUUUUUGCUCUAGCCCUGGAAGCAAACCCAAAUCUAACCUGGAGGGAUAUGCAGCACUUGGUGGUGUGGACUUCAGAGUAUGAUCCACUGGCUGGAAAUCCAGGAUGGAAAAAGAACGGAGCGGGUCUGAUGGUCAACAGCCGAUUUGGGUUCGGGCUACUCAAUGCCAACGCGUUGGUAGAUUUAGCUGAUCCCAAAAGAUGGAAAGGUGUGCCAGAAAAAAGGGAGUGUAUUGUCAAAGACAAAAGCUUUGAACCAAGAUUAUUAAGAGCAAAUGAGGAAGUCAUCAUUGAAAUUCCCACAAAAGCCUGUGAGGGCCAAGAAAACACCAUCACAUCUCUGGAGCACGUGCAGCUCGAGGCAACCAUUGAGUACUCCCGCAGGGGUGACCUCCACGUCACGCUGGUUUCUCCAUCAGGCACCAGCACUGUCCUGCUGGCUGAGAGAGAGAGGGACAAGUCUCCCAAUGGCUUCAAGAACUGGGACUUCAUGUCUGUCCACACGUGGGGAGAAAAUCCAACAGGCACCUGGGUUUUGAGAAUUACUGAUGUGUCCAGACGAAUACAAAACGAAGGCAGGAUUGUCAACUGGAAAUUGAUUUUGCAUGGGACUGAGACCCAGCCUGAGCACAUGAAGCAGCCCCGUGUUUACACAUCCUACAACACCGUGCAAAACGACCGAAGAGGAGUGGAGAAGAUGACGGACUUCGUAGAGGACCACACCACCCAGGAGAACCUGAGUGAAAAACCCAAAGUGGCAGAAGACAGCAGCAGCAUCAGUGACAAAGCAGAAGAUAAAACGCCAUCAGAGGCCAUGCUGCACCUGCUGCGGAGUGCGUUCAGCAGGCAGAUGGCUCAGAAGCGGCUGCCCAAGAAGUCUGCAAGUGAGAAGUCAAAUAUUCCCUACGAACACUUCUAUCAAGCCCUCGAAAAGCUAAACCAGCCCUCCCAGUUAAGGGACUCAGAAGAAAGUCUGUACGGUGACUACGUUGACCUUUUUUACAACGCCAAACCAUACAAGCAUAGAGAUGAUAGACUGCUGCAAGCCUUGGUUGAUAUUAUAAAUGAAGGAAACUAGACUGUAGGGUAUGGCACUGAGUUGGAAAUAUUCAUUCUUCCUGCCCCACCUGUAGUUUUUUUUCAGAAUUCUGCUGUACGCUCUAGUUGUGUGAUUGCUGCUUUGAUUGCUUCAUAUUUAAUACAAAUACCAAGGAAGGGAAGAAAAGUGGGUGUGGGAGGAUAAGGCAGUAAACUGAUGCUUUUUAGUAAUAGCUUUUUCCGAAGCCUUUCUUCAUUAUCAUCAGAGUAGAUUUGCCCCCUCAGGCAUGAAAGGCAAUAGUAUUCCCCUGAAAACCCUAAUGCUCUAUUUUAAACAAUUUUCACGUUACUUAUUCUUCCACCCCAUUCACUUAGCAUGCAGUAGGAUUCAAAACCCAAAUUGCCCAGCUGUUUUGAACCGAACUGCCAAAGCUGUGGGGAGGUACUCUCAUUCCUGGAUUUGUAAUGAAUAUUGCAGUCUGUCUUACAUUUGGCAUUUACUCCAGAUCUAUCACUUGCAGCCAGUACUGCUUCCAUCACAGGUUUUGGGUUCCUUCUCCACACAACAAUGCUCCCUUUGCCCUCUGUUCUCCCACAAAGGAGAGUCUGUUUGUAUUGACUCUGUGAGCUUUGGAGGACCAACCUCCUACCUACAGAGUCUCAGAUAAAUUUCUAAAGUUAAAUAAUAUAAUGCCUUCUGAGAUGCCCACGUCUGCAGGACAGCAGAGCUGAGAUCCCCUUGUCCUUUCCUUGAGCUGUGACCAAAGUGGAGCAGAAAGGAUAACUGCACCAGCAAAGUCCACCUCAAGACUGGAUGCUGGAGUGCCUGUGGUAGAUUGCAAGGUUUCCCAAAUAUCUAGGAAGUUAAGGCAAAAUGGAGGGGGAGAGGUGUGAGAUAAAGAAAAAUGGCCCAAGAAGGGGCUCGGAAACGAAGGGGGAGAGCACAUGGGAUGUGGAGAAGGGAGAUGAAUAGAAGGAAGGAGAAGGUGGAAGAGGAGGACGGAGGUGUCUGUCAGAAGGCAGGAAGGGCCAGCAGCUCCCUCACAUCAGCAGUGUACUAGACACAUAGUUUUCCACACAUACCUCUGUGAGAGUCAGGUGAAUUAACAUAAUAUUUUGCUUUUCAUAAUUUAUAAAAAAAAAAAAAAAACAAACAAUGCAGUGUUGGAUGCUCAGAAAUUUUAGGGGAUCUAGAACAAGGAAAUGAAGAUUCCCAGGGGAUACUUACCGCACUGCAGUGAAGUGCUAAAGAUAAUUCAAACAAGUGCUGACUGGUUUUUACUUUUCUUCUGCUCUCAUCUACUAUUGAAAUGUGUUUUUCAGACAUUAUAGAAAUAUUUGAUUGUCCUUCGCUGUCUAUUACUUAAAGUGAUGCAAGUGUCUGGGAGACAGGAGUUUAGCAUUUUGCUCAUAAUUCAUCAGUUCAGAUAAGAGAUUUUUCAAACUUCACACCAAAUCCUGUAGUUUAACGGUAAAUCUAUUUACUGUAAUGGUACUUAAGUCUUCUACGGGAAAAGGGACUGCUCUAAAGACAACUCUGAAAACUGUCUAAAAAACUUAAGAUUUAUAAUCUCCGCUUGUUCAUUCUUUGUGAUGGUUUCGUGCCUAUCUUGGGCUUAGUCUGCUUUUUUGCUAGCUUUAGAUAGAGUUAGCUUAGUUGAUUCGAAGAAUUCUUCUGUAUUUCUGGUCCAUGCUUUGAAGAUAACAGCUCCACCAUGGAAUGUCUCUUGUACUGAAUCGCUCCCUCUCUACUAAGAAAUUUGCUUGGAAUGAGAAGUCAUUAAAAAACCCCCGUGAGUGGUCCAAAGCAGAAAGCUUUCUUGUGCUGUCCCGUCAACGCACAAGCUUUCUGGCAAUACUGAACAAGCAAAACAUAAAAUUUUCUAAUUGCUGCUAUUGAGAGCUCUAACGUGUUUCCACCAAUGUUUAAUUUUCAGAAGUGGGAGUUAAUCUCCACCAUAAAUGCUCCCAUCUGGUGAGGUGGGACCACUCACAGUCCUGUGCAGUGGAGCUGGUUCCCUCAGAUAACAGCGGCUGUAGCCAGUGCUCGUUCAGGUGUGUCACAGCAAGGAAAGUUCUAGCAACACUCAGUCAGCCCUUGAAAGAAGUUUUCAGGUUAAACGGGUGGAAAAACUUAGGACCCUCCUUCGUUUUAAGACCAGUUCCCACGUUGUAGCCAAAGUUUCGUCAGAGGACAAGUUUAAAAAAUCUCUCUUUUGAAUGUUUCCAACCCAGAGUAGAUUGUAGAGGACUAAAUUAUUUUUAUUGUUAGUCUUUCCUUGGUGCCUGUGUGGGUUUUGUGAAAAAUGUAAAAGGAAAAAAAAAAAAAAAAAGUUUUCUCUCAGAAUUUUAAAUUAUAUUUUCGUUACAGGUAUUUAUAAUAUAGCAAAGAUUUUAUUGAACAGACAGAAUUUUAAAAGGCAUAAUAAAUUAUAUUGAAGAACCCGAUUUUUUCUUGGAAAAGAGACAAUUUCAUCCAAUAAAGGUAUUUUUUAAAAGGCAUGUUCCAACAGCAACUGCAACAUGUAUGUGAUGUGAUGUUAAAACUUGUCUACUAGUAGCAUAAUACAGUGUGUUAGCAGA
Calidris pugnax (ruff) is the source of this 4781-nucleotide messenger RNA. It is a transcript of the gene PCSK1, whose product is annotated as proprotein convertase subtilisin/kexin type 1. Gene Ontology annotation, biological process: protein processing. The record is from RefSeq and is a predicted model, not a curated record. Gene Ontology annotation, cellular component: trans-Golgi network; Golgi membrane. Lineage: Eukaryota; Metazoa; Chordata; Aves; Charadriiformes; Scolopacidae. The coding region runs from base 1 to 2238 and encodes 745 amino acids. Gene Ontology annotation, molecular function: serine-type endopeptidase activity. The transcript is spliced from 14 exons.